AUGGCAGAAGCAGAAUCAGAACCCUCCACCGCCCCAGCGGCGGCGCCCAUCAUGCCGGUCGCCAUCUUCAAAAAACGCGGCGCCAAAGCCAAAGCCAACCUCCGAAAACGCCCUGCCACGCCCCCCCCCGCCGCCGCCAACGACAGCGACAGCGACGACGGUUCCGAUUUCUCUUCCGAAGAAGACGCAUCCGGCGAAAGAAUCAAGCGUCGAAAACGCAACACCGGCGCGGUUGUUGCUUCGUCCAGGAAUAACGUCAACACCGCCUCCGGGUCGGGGUCCGGUGGUGGGAGUGGUGGUGGUGACGCCGGCAACGACCUAUCCGCAACAGUCUACCGCGCCGACCGCACCGCCUCCCUCGACACGGGCAAACAAGAAGCCACGAAACAAAGUAACUGGUACGACGAAGAACCCGCCGAUGGCGCCGCCCUCUCCGCGCGCAACCUCCUCGGUUCAACACGCGCUAUGCCCCCGGGCAAGGGCAGUAGCACCAGAAACAACAAGGACGAUCUGAAAAAUGAUCCGCCGCCGGCCCCAGACGGCCUCUACAAAGGCCUCUCCCAAGCCGCCACCUACACCCCCGUCAACCCGGACGCGCCCCGGCGCGCCGCAGGCCCAAUCAAAGCACCACCAUCCAACAUCCGCACCAUCACCAUCACCGACAUGGCGCCAGACGUCUGUAAAGAUUACAAGCAGACCGGUUUCUGCGGGUAUGGCGACGGGUGUAAAUUCCUGCAUGCGCGGGAGGAUUACGCGCAUGGAUGGCAGUUGGAUCGGGAGUGGGAGAGUGUGACGAGGGGGAAGAGGGUUUUGGGGGGGACGGUGGUUGGUAGUGCCGAUCGGUCACGGCGAGGGGGGGAUAAUGAUAAUAAUAAAGCUGCGGAUGAGGAAGAUGGGGAGGAGGCAGAAGCGGCGAUGUUGGAGGGGAUCCCGUUUGUGUGUAUUCUCUGCAAGGGAGCGUAUAAAGCGCCUGUUGUGACGCGGUGUGGGCAUUAUUUCUGUGAGGGGUGUGCGUUGAAGAGAUACCGCAAAGAUCCGAGUUGUGGUGCGUGUGGAGCGGGGACGAAUGGGGUGUUUAAUGCGGCGAAGAAACUGCAGAGGUUGUUGGAGAGGAAGAGGGAACGGGCGGCGAGGGUGAGGCGCGAGGCGAUGGAGAAUGGGGAGGAGGUUAGUGAGGGGGAGGAUGAAUAG
Molecule: messenger RNA, 1191 nt
Organism: Dichotomopilus funicola
Lineage: Eukaryota; Fungi; Ascomycota; Sordariomycetes; Sordariales; Chaetomiaceae
Exons: 1
Coding region: 1-1191 (396 amino acids)
Biological process (GO): snoRNA splicing
Cellular component (GO): U2-type spliceosomal complex
Molecular function (GO): metal ion binding
Source: RefSeq, a predicted model, not a curated record